Messenger RNA from Mercurialis annua (annual mercury), 2607 nucleotides. Its product is annotated as autophagy-related protein 13b. Gene Ontology annotation, cellular component: phagophore assembly site; cytosol; extrinsic component of membrane. The record is from RefSeq and is a predicted model, not a curated record. The transcript is spliced from 3 exons. Lineage: Eukaryota; Viridiplantae; Streptophyta; Magnoliopsida; Malpighiales; Euphorbiaceae. The coding region runs from base 363 to 2294 and encodes 643 amino acids. Gene Ontology annotation, biological process: protein localization to phagophore assembly site; piecemeal microautophagy of the nucleus; mitophagy.
CCAUUUGAUUGAAGUUCCUCCUCAUCGUCUUCAACUUUCUCAUCGUUAAAUUUAUCUUAUAACAACAACUAAAAACUCUUCGUUUACAUAACUCGAAAAUCAAGUCAGCGAUUACAACCAGUAAGUUAAAUAACUGUUCUCUUUUUUAAAAUCGCUAGCCGUUCAAUUACCUGUAAAAUUAAUUUUUAAUGCUCGAUUAGCUUUCUGAGUAUUAUUUACUUUCUGGGUUUUGUUUAUUUGUAGUGAUUAUGCGUUAUUUUGCUGCAAUUUUGAGAUAAAUCAACUGGGUGGUUGUAAAGGUGGUAUAAUCUCAAGGUUUUUAUUUAAGGGUUUGUGAAUUUAUCUAUUAAUUUGUUUUAAAUAUGGCAUCUAACCAUAGUAAUACUAGUAAUACUCACACUGAAGCUGCCAAAGUAGAACAAAUUAUUACUGAAUUCUUUGCUAAAAGUCUCCAUAUAAUAUUGGAAUCGAGGUCCUCGUUUAUGUCGUCGCGUAAUUAUAGUGGAGAACAAGUUUUUUCGUCUCCGUCUCCGUCUUCGUCAUCAUCGUCUUCUUCGGGUGUUAGGCCGCGGGAUAAAUGGUUUAAUUUAGCUCUUAGGGAAUGCCCUGCUGCUCUUGAGAAUCUUGAUAUUUGGAGGCAGGGUAAUCUUGAACCUAUGGUUGUUGAUGUUGUAUUGGUCGAGAGGCCGCUUGAUUGGGACCCGCUUAAUUGUUCCCCGAGAAAGGAUUUUGGUAGGACUUGGAAUUUUGAUCAGGAAGAAGUGGGUUGUGAUGCUGAUAAGAGCGAAAAGAUUGUCGAGAGAUGGAUACUGCAAUAUGAGAGUAGGAAGACACGGGACAGUGGUUCUGGUAGUAGGCGAUCGAGUAAUACUUUGCAUACGUUGUAUAAGAAAUCGAUUUUGCUUUUGAGGUCUUUGUAUUUAACUGUUAGGCUUCUGCCUGCAUAUAAGAUUUUCCGUGACUUGAGUUCAUCUGGACAGAUUCAGACAUUUACUCUUACUCAUAGGGUAUCUUCUUUUGCUGAUCCAUUCAGCCGCAAAGAAGAGGCUGAAAUGCAGCGAUUCGGUUUUAGUCCUGUUGAAACAUCUUCUGGUAGGCUUUGCCUUUCAGUGUUGUAUCAUGCAUCACUGUCAGAUGUAAGAUCGGAAUCAUCAACCCCAGUCUCCCCACAGUUUAUCCCUAAUUAUGUUGGGAGUCCAUUGGCAGACCCGAUAAAAAGGUUUCCCUCUCUUCCUGCGUCACAUGGUUCUCCGUCAUCUUUGCCAUUCUCAAGACGACACAGUUGGAGUUAUGACCGUUAUAAAGCUUCACCACCUUCAUUUUCAUUCUCCCCAUCUCCGACUCAUUCAGAAUCACAUGCUUCGCUUUCUAAUCCAAAUUAUCGUCGCUUACUACAAGUGAAUUUGCCCCCUCAUCCACCUGAAACAUCUUCUAGUUAUAAGAAGAAUACAAGCUUUGAUGAGUAUAGUCCUUCUCCUAACUUCACCCCCUCACCAUCCCCUUCACCACCAAUCUACAUUCCCGGUAGCCAUCUUUCUAAAGCUCUUUUGCGAUCUGAAAGUGCACCAGUUAGCAUACCUGCAUCCAAACUUGUUGGCUCUCCUGUGUUGUCCAGCAAGCAAAAUUUGCCUCCAUCGCCUCCAAUCAAAGGAAUCAGAUCCAGUAAUCCUAGAGCUGAUAGAAAUGCAGGUCAGGCCCAGACUGGUAUAUCAGUUGAAAAGUGUUUCUCUCUUGGGAAAUAUGAUGUUAAAAGGUAUUCGGGAAUGAAGAUAUCAUCCAACUGUUCUCCGCAGAUUUCAUAUUCUAGAAGUUCCAGCAGGUCUUACCAGGAUGAUUUUGAUGAAUCGGAUUUUCCUUGCCCAUUUGAUUUGGAGGAAGAUGAUAUGACAGAUCCUGGUAGCAGGCCUGAAUCAUAUGAUCAAAAGGGUCCUUUGUUUGAUCCACUUGAGCCGGGAGGAUUAUUUCCAAUAAAAAUAUCACAGGACGCUGCUGUUGGUGCUCUCGUGCGCAUGUUGAAGAAAGCACCACCUCUGCGCCAAGACUUCUCCACUUCAGUCGACAUCUUGCAAGAGUCCCGUCCGAAAUUAUGUAACAGCAACCUUCAGGAGCAUAUUCAAAUAUCUGAGACACCUGCAUUUCAGCAAGUUUCUUCAAGCAUUGCAUCUUCAGGGUUUGUCGCCUCAAAGACAACGGCUGAUGCGCUUGAAGAACUCCAGGGUUACAAAGAGAUCAUGAAAGAGUUAUUACUUAAUCAAGCCAGUAGGUCCAGCACAUCAGUCCAACACAUCGGGUAAUGGCACUUAGAAGCGGCAACGCAACUGCGUGAAAUAAUGUUAAUACUUGCACAUAUGUACAGAAUAUGGUUUUAAGAGGUAAUUUCAUAGAAUACAGAUGAAUGUUUUAUUAGCGCCCAUUUCGGUGUGUAUAUACGAGGCGACAUGAGAGGAUGAGUGAGGUUUAUAUGAUGACAAAAGGUUUAUCAGCGGAACCACAAUUCCAGUAUAUUUUGUAGGUAAAUCUGUACUGUAUCUACAGCUAUUUUUAACAUAUUGGGAGCUUGGCCUCUAUGCCAUGCAUCUAUAUAUAUUUUGUUGGUAAUCCGUACAA